Cydia pomonella (codling moth) is the source of this 3908-nucleotide messenger RNA. RefSeq names its product intraflagellar transport protein 81 homolog. The transcript is spliced from 11 exons. Gene Ontology annotation, cellular component: cilium; intraciliary transport particle B; centrosome. The record is from RefSeq and is a predicted model, not a curated record. Gene Ontology annotation, biological process: intraciliary transport; cilium assembly. NCBI's taxonomy places the organism in Eukaryota, Metazoa, Arthropoda, Insecta, Lepidoptera, Tortricidae. Gene Ontology annotation, molecular function: tubulin binding. Bases 271 to 2244 code for a protein of 657 amino acids.
AGAAUACCAGUAAACUUAUUAUUCCGAUUCCAAUCUAAAUAUUAUGGUUAUGUUACGUUGAAUCCAUCGUAAAUCAUAAUAUCUGAGAUAUGAUUAAUGAUAAAUAGGUAGGUAUUAAAGUUUUAUGCGUGAACUUAAACGCAACUUAUUUUAUGGCAUCAUGACUGCUUUCGAAGUUUCCAUGGUGAUCAAAACAGUCAACAUAACUCUUUGUUGAGAGCGAAAAGUUUCGAAAACUACAACGAUAAGUGAUUUUCUUGCUCUAAAACAAUGACGGAACAAAUAAAGUUCAUCGUAAAGGAGAUAAACGCAAGUUUGGGGCGGAAGUACGACUUGAUAAAGUUCGACGCCUUGGAUGAAAAACAGUUACUGCAACUGCUCGUCGAUUUACUCGUAGCCUUUAAUGCGGGCGAAAAGUUGGACGUUCGCGACGAUGACCCCGAGACCGUGUCGGUCCGUCUGCUGGAGAUGCUCGGCAGCGUCAAGUACCGACCGCCAGCGGGCGAGGAUCCGCCGAGGUUCCGGGCUCUGCUGCUCGCAGGUGACGCCAACACUGUGCACCACGUGCUGUACUGGCUGCUGGCCAACAAGGAGCACGUCACUAACACCGCUUACCUGGCCAAAUAUUUGAAGAUACCAGAUAUACCAACCGACGUAGCACGUAAUAAUACUAUACAAGAUUUACUGGACUUGUACCAGAAUCUGAUAGAUGAAUUUAAAGAGGUGCACAAGCGCACUAGGAUGUUACAAAAGGAAAAUGCGUCUGAAAUCAUUAAUGACAUCAAGGAGAUGGCGGUCGAGCGCGAUAUAGUUAUUAAGCGAUUAGAGAACGUGCAAGUUAAUUUGAUAGACGUAGGCAAUAAGGAAGAGUUGAUGAAUAUUAGCAAGGCUCUAAGGGUUCAACAGGAAAUGACGAGCACGCUGGAGCACCAGUAUGAGACUCAACAAGCCCAGUUGAAAGCCGCUUCGGACCAAUUGAAGAGAUAUUUAAAUGUCAUACAUGGGCAAAGUGCGGCGCCGAAAACUGUUAACGACGUGAUUAAACGUCUGAACGAGGAAAUUCAGCUGAACAGCUACCUCGUAAAGGAGAAACUGCCGCAAGAAGCUGCGCACCUGCAGAAAGAGCUGAAUAUUAUGCAAACUAUUGCCAUGGAGCAACAUCCCACUCGGUCGGAUUUAAUGGCUGUGCAAGACAAGAUAGCUGUGGUGAACAGCGAAAUCGAACAGCUCGUGCAGCGUCGCUUGGCAUCCUCGACGCCGCAAGAGGACAAGCUGGCGCCGUUCCGACAGCAGGCGGCGGUGAUCCGGCGCAAUAAGGACGCCAGUGCCGCGCGCGCCGAUGAGUUGGCAGCGUCUCUGCGCGAGUAUGAGGCCACUCUGGCUGAUUUGCAGUCUCAGGUUCGUCAACUUCUCGGAGACACAAUCCUCAGGGGAGAGGAGUUAAAGAAAUACGUCAACACGCUACGUACUAAGAGCACAAUAUACAAAAGACAGAGGGCCAACUUAUCAACGUUUAAGGUCGAGGCGGGAAUCUUAACGCGGACGCUACAUGUCCUGAGCGCCGCUGAUCCUACCGUGGAAUUGGCUCUAGUGAAUCACAAGAAAACGAAGAUUGAAGACGAUGACGCCGCCGAAAAAGAACUUAAGCCGGCGGAUUUAGAGAAAAAAUCUUUGCAUGACUUAUCGCAGUUAGUGGCUCAAACAGCUCAGAAACUGUCUCAAGUGCGCCAAGAAAUACAACCACUCGCGGACAAAAUAAAACCGAUAAAAGAGCAAUUUCAAUCAGUACAGCAGCAAUACGAUCAGAAGAAGCGCGUUUACGAAGCCACCUCCAUCAACAUUACUUCGCAAAUGGAACCAUUCAAGAAUCAAGUGAAAGAGUUGACUGACCAACUCAAUAGUAAGGAGGAGGAAUGGAAAAACUUGCGGCAAAAGAUAACAAAAGCCGAAAGUUUACAAGAGGUUGUGAUGUUUGAGAUGAAAAACUCAAUGCAAUCCCCGCGGAGACCCUCGAAAACCGAGACUUUGAUGAAAAAGGUUGCUGAUAUGGAGCAAAUUGUAAAGAACUUGGAGGAGGAACAGAAGGUGAUCAGUUCCCGUCAAGGCGUAGUGGAAGAGCAGACGCGACUGUGGGAGAACACGCUGGAGUUGUUGCGCUGCAAGCUACGUGCGCGGACGCAGCCUUCUGCGCGCCAGGGCCGCAUGCACAUCACGCAGCACUCGCAGAUGCUUACCCUGACAUAAUCAGAGGGAUUUGGUUUAAAUUAAAGAAUCAUUUAUUGUAGAAAGGAUGUAAAGCCUAAGAAAAAAUCGUGGUCUCGUGUUGUAACACGAAUUUAAUGGCACUAUACGAUCCUUUGGGGUAACGGAACAGUCAAAAUAAAAAUUGACAACCAAAACUACCGUAUGGUGCACGUGGCCGAACAACGACAUUAACUUUAGCUGUCAAAUUUGAGGCACAAAACUUUAGACUUUAUACUUCUAUUAUUAACUCAUUCGCUGCGUUACGGGAAGCAUUUGGCCGUAUUUGACUUUUCUCCGGUGCGGCAGCUAUCUGCGCUCGUCUUACUCUCGGUACGUAGGUGGUUUUUCUGUUCCUGUGUAAGUAAUAAAAAGAUGACUAUACUCCCAAUAUUGUAUGAUUUCUAUAGUAAUCUAAAUUGUAUUUUUUCUUAUUUAAUGCAUGUUAAUUAUAAGAUAUAAUGUUUUGAAAAGAUGUGUCCCACAGAGUUUUUUGUCGGUCCAUAUUGGGAUACCCUCCUCCAAUUGAGGGGGGAUUUAAAUCUUCUUGGGUCAGAGGUGUAGGGUUAGAGUCGGUGUAGCUUUAUUUGACGUUCAUUAGCGCAUUGUAAUAUGCCUACUUGAACAAUAAACUAUCUUUAUCUUUAUUCUUACUUCGAGUAUAUAACAUUUCAAAAGAAAAAAUGUACGGGUAGUAUUUUUACGUAACGCACUGAAAGGUUAUUGUUUAUCUUUGGUGCGACACGGGUGCUAUUUGUCCGUAACCCAUCACCCCGUACCGCACCGAAAGGCAGGUACGCAGCGCUUAGAUUGGCUAUUUGUUAGGAAAAAAUCUUCUUUCCUAGCUAUUGCCAAAAUAAUGACCUUACCUUGAAAAUAGUCAUUCAUUAAUAACAAAGUAAAUUAAAAUAGAAAUACUGCAUUUCAGACCUUAUUAUGUUUCUAUCAUUACUUGAAAAACUUAAGUAUGAAAAUAUUCAUCGGCCUUAGAUACCCACGCUUUUGAUACAGGUUUAUAUUGCCCGGGAUAUUGUUUAUGCCGUAACCUUCACAGCUUAACCUUUUAACCGCCGUAGUUUGAUAUACAGGGUGAUUUCUGGGUCGUGAUCCAGAACCACUUUUUCUGACUCUGUAAAUGAUCCACAUUAUCAUAUGGUAGUAUUUGAUUAAAAUAUAAUUAGUGAUUUUUUUCUUAUUUUUAAGUAAAAUUAAUCUUAUACUAAGUAAUCAUGGUCACCCUAUGACUUUUGACAUACACUGUAUGGAAAGCGACAAGACGUCACAUUGAGUAGGGUGACCAAAUUGUAUGCAAAAAAAAAAAAUUCUACUGGUCAUCUGAAAAAUAAUCAUCAUUAUUGGUGAUAAUAAAUAAUUAGCAACAUCAUUAGGCUCAUCUUUGAAUUCUGUAUGAUGUAUAGUUCUCUUGUUCCACGACCCCGAAAUCACCCUGUAUAAGACAUACAAUAUCCAGCUCAUUUCGCCGUAGUCUGGUAAAUAAGACAAAACUUCGUGGAACUUCGCACCAGCGGCGACGCGAAAAAGCUUGAUGAAAAAUUCAAAGCGGAUAAAAGGUUAAAAUUGAGAAAGGCUAAGAAAGAUUUCGUGAUUAUAUGUAUUUUUAACUUAAAUGAGUAAUUACACAAAUAAAAUCUUACUCAGUUCACCGA